UCCGCUGCUCCGCCCCAGCCUCUGCCUCUGCCUGACCUGUUUCCGAAGAAUCCAGAUUGCGGCUCUUGGAGCUCCGGCCAGGGCCGUGUUGGAUCGCCGAUCGAAGCUCCGGUCCUGAAGGGCGCUGAUCAGGGGGCAACAAAUGUGAGUAAAAGCUUGGCCAACAAUCAAAGGCGAGUUGCCGUAGAUUUAACCUUAGAAGUUGUUAAUGGCAAUACAGGAUGGAGUGGUGGUACCACAUUUAGAGGCCCUCAAAGCCUCUCUGUGAACUCAGGGAGAUCGAAUAAGGAAUUUUUUUUCAGUUGUUUGGAUUACCCUCACAACAUCAAAGGCAGGGGAUCCCCAACUCAUCUGAAUCUUGAAAGGGGUAACCAUAAUUGGACCCCGAAAUCUUCCUCGAGGAGUGCGCCAACAAGCAUUUUACCGAGUCCUGCCGUGAGCCCUCGAAGAGCAUACACCGGAGAUAUCUUUGCUUCUGGUUUGACUCGCCACGAACAUCAGGAAUCUGCUUCCACUAUUUCUCCCAAGGUAGCACCCCUAAAAACUGCUCCUAGUUCUCAGUAUUCUCCUCUCCACAGCCCGACAGCUCGAAGUUCCAUAAGCAAUCAUAGAUCUUCUAAUGAUAUGCCAUUUCCUCUGCAUCAUAAGUUACAAAACGAUAGUAGUAUAGAUCGGUCUGAAAACCAUGGUCACGUCAAUGCCCACCCAUUGCCUCUUCCUCCUCCAUUAGUAGCCUCUUCACAACCAUCUCCACAAUCUCAUCCGCCCAAUGUUCAUAAUUUUAUUGAAAAGCCACAUAUUUCAUCUAUGAAAGGUCAGUGGCAGAAAGGAAAGCUUAUUGGGCGCGGUACAUUCGGAAGUGUUUAUCUUGCAACCAACAAAGAGACUGGAGCUUUAUGUGCAAUGAAAGAAGUUGACCUCAUUCCCGAUGAUCCUAAAUCUGCUGAAUGUUUAAAGCAACUAGAGCAGGAAAUUAAAGUUCUCAGUCAACUUAAACAUCCAAAUAUUGUACAGUAUUAUGGAAGUGAAACAAUUGAUGAUCAUUUCUACAUAUAUUUGGAGUAUGUUUAUCCUGGUUCAAUAAAUAAAUAUGUCCGUGAACGUUGUGGAGCUAUUACAGAAUCAAUUGUUCGCAAUUUCACCCGCCAUAUUCUCUCUGGACUGGCUUACUUGCAUAGCACAAAAACAAUUCACAGGGAUAUCAAAGGUGCAAACUUACUAGUCGACUCAUCGGGUGUUGUCAAACUUGCAGAUUUUGGGAUGGCAAAACAUCUCUCAGGGCAGUAUGAUCUCUCUUUAAAGGGUAGUCCAUACUGGAUGGCUCCUGAGGUCAUAAAGGCUGCUAUGUUGAAAGAUGCCAACCCUGAUCUUGCCUUGGCAGUUGACAUAUGGAGUCUGGGUUGCACCAUAAUCGAAAUGCUGAAUGGAAAACCUCCCUGGAGUGAGUUUGAAGGGCAUCAAGCUAUGUUCAAGGUGUUGAAUAAAACCCCAGCUAUCCCGGAAAAGCUAUCUCCAGAAGGGAAAGACUUCCUCCAGUGUUGCUUUGAAAGGAAUCCAGCCGAUAGACCAACAGCCAUGGUGCUCCUCGACCAUCCUUUCUUAAGAUCUUCAAAUGACUCUAAUCUUCCAAUCCCCACAUCAGCAUUUUCAACAAUGAACCUCUUGGAAAAAUUAUUGAGUCCAAAGGACCGCCUUAAUCCCAAAGGAGAUCAGACGCAGAACUCUCCCGGAAAUUCGGUCAAGAAUGAUUAUCUAUCAUGUCGUAGCCCUUCAACGAACAUCUCGAGCAAUAUUCCCGCUGGUGCUGCUAACAACCAUCACUUUGCUCUUUCAAGGACUCAUAAGAGGGAAGUGCCGCACCUCUGAACCGCGGUUGUGGAUAUUUACAGGCAAAUACUAGACCAAGUGAGGAAAUUAGCCGCUCUCUGCAGAAGACCACAUGGAGGUGGGAUAGAGAUCAUCUUCCCCGCACCUUGGUCUAAUAACAGAACUUAUUCUCUCUUGAGCAAAUUCCUCAUAGGUCUUAGAAACCGCCAAACUGGAGGUCUUUGCCAAUGUUCGAGCAAUUGCCCUAACGUUUUUUUGUACUAAUAGAAAUGAUAUCAUACUUGUAAGACGAAGACACUAGGAAAAGAAGAGAUGAACAUUCUUUUUGUACACAUUCUAUAAGCAGGAUUAGCUUUGGAUCUGUAUAUAUUUAGGUUGCAUUUGCGUUCUCCCAUUCACUAACAGUGCAACUCACAGAAGGCAAGAUGCCAUUUUUAAUGAUCUUGACAUCUCAGUUUU
Molecule: messenger RNA, 2286 nt
Organism: Momordica charantia (bitter melon)
Lineage: Eukaryota; Viridiplantae; Streptophyta; Magnoliopsida; Cucurbitales; Cucurbitaceae
Product: mitogen-activated protein kinase kinase kinase 5
Biological process (GO): MAPK cascade; protein phosphorylation
Cellular component (GO): cytoplasm
Molecular function (GO): MAP kinase kinase kinase activity; ATP binding
Source: RefSeq, a predicted model, not a curated record